Messenger RNA from Sabethes cyaneus, 5464 nucleotides. RefSeq names its product arf-GAP with coiled-coil, ANK repeat and PH domain-containing protein 2 (gene CenB1A). The record is from RefSeq and is a predicted model, not a curated record. The transcript has 4 exons. Gene Ontology annotation, molecular function: protein binding; GTPase activator activity. Lineage: Eukaryota; Metazoa; Arthropoda; Insecta; Diptera; Culicidae. Gene Ontology annotation, cellular component: cytoplasm. The coding region runs from base 318 to 3041 and encodes 907 amino acids.
CUUAAAAUUGUAUAUGGGCACAGGAUUCAUUAGCAUAGCAUGUAGUGGAAUCAGUGAAAGUUUUUCUUGUGUUUCGAGUCUUGUUUUAGAAUUGCUAUUGCGCGAUAAUAUAUUAGCAGCUGAAGGUAGCCCCGAUUGUUUCUGCCGGAAAAGGCACAAUGUUAUUUAUUGCAUGAAAAAUCUCAGGAAUAGUUUUCUGAAUGCUGUGCUGUGACGUGCAUAAAUCAAAUCUGAAAUAGAGGAACGCCUCAAGUUCAUAUUUCUGGGAUUCUGUGUUUCUUGUUGACACCACUGUUUCGUAUAUUUUUGCCUGCAUCAUGACGUGCCGAAUUGAUUUUAGCGAAUGUCUGAAGGAUUCUCCUAAAUUCAGGUUGCGCCUUGAUCAAGAGGAAUGUGAUAUCGAUCAUUUAGAGCAAAAGCUAGAUAAAGUCAUUAAAAUGUGCAGCCAGGCAGUAGAUAGUGGCAAAGAAUAUAUUCGGAAUCAGAGUGCGUUUGCCACGUCGCUUUGGGAUUUGCAGAAACAUUUUCAAGAUGACAAAUCGUCCACUAACGCCUUAGCCAAGCUUAUUCAUUGCUUGCAGGAGAUGAACAAAUUUCACACUACUUUGCUGGACCAGGCCAAUCGAACCGUUCUUAAGAACUUGACUAGUUUUCUCAAAAAGGACGUAAAAGAGGUUAAGGACUACAAGCAAAUCUUUACUAAAGUUUCGGAAAACUUGGACACAGCAGUGUACAAAAACGCUCAAGUUAACAAGAACCGCCCAGUUGACAUCGUUGAAGCGGAAAAUUUGCUUUCAGCUACAAAAUCGUGCUUUAACCACGCCGCUUUGGAUUACGUUAACUAUAUCACUAUGUUACAGAAUCGUAAACGUCAUGAAAUUUUAUCGACUUUACUUAGCUAUAUUCAGGCUUGUAGCACAUAUUUUCAUCAAGGAUCUGAUUUGUGUGAAGAUUUCGGAAGUUUCUUCAAAACAUUAGAUGAAGAAAUUAGUGUUAUGCGCGGACAAUACAAUUUAUUAGACAAGCAGAUGCAGAACCGACAUACAUGUGUCAAUGAGCUGCUAGAUGAUGGCGAGAAACAUACGUCUUCAUCGACGAUAUCUUCCUCAACGUCAAAUAUUUGCACCGGUGGCAACGUAGAUGACCUCGAUCAACGAGCUUCUCAAUCCUCAAGUAGACCAUUGAAUCAUAUGGAAGGAUAUUUGUUUAAACGUACGUCAAAUGCUUUCAAAACGUGGAACCGGCGCUGGUUUUGCAUGCGUGAUAAUCAAUUGUUCUAUCGAAAACGAACUGGCGAAGAAUUACCGACAGUAAUGGAGGAAGAUUUGCGUCUAUGUACAGUGCGACUGCAGUCUGAAGCAGAUCGUCGGUUUUGCUUCGAAGUUAUUUCACCAACUAAAUCUCAUAUCCUACAAGCUGAUUCGGAAGCAAUGUUACAGGCGUGGUUUAAGGCUUUGCAGAAAGGUAUUGACUCUGCUAUACAAUAUCAUAGUCCAUAUAGCAAUGAUAUGCGUGGUAUUCAGAGCCAGUCUCCAACAAAUGAAACAUGCCCAGCAAACCUAGGAAUUCCCGGGUUUGUUGGAGGAAAAGGUGUUGAUCAAAAGAAGGGAGCCAAACGAAUAAACUGGACUCAAAUCCUCAAGAUUCCGGGCAACUCUCAGUGCUGCGACUGUGGAAAUGCAGAUCCAAAAUGGGCCUCGAUUAACCUUGGAAUAACGCUUUGCAUUGCAUGUUCUGGAGUACACCGCAGCCUAGGAGUACACUACAGCAAGGUUCGUUCCUUGACGCUGGACGUAUGGGAACCUGAAAUUUUGCGCGUGAUGAUCGAGCUCGGAAAUGACGUCAUCAAUCGGGUAUACGAAGCCAAUAUAGCCAAAGUAAAUCGUUUCGACCGAGCUACAGACAACUGCGAAAUAUCAAUCCGAGAAGCAUGGAUUAAAGCAAAAUACAUCGACCGAAAAUUUGUUCUGCCGUUAGACGGCAACUGCGGUUUGGGGUCGGCCCCAACGCCUACGAGUACUUCAUCGUCAACUCUCUCAUUUAAGAGUUUAGAUAAUGAUAACUCGAAAUAUCCCGAAAAAUGGAGCAUUAAAAAAUUGAGGCGACGGAGCUAUCGUAAGCUACUGAGGAAGAAAAAAAUUGAACAAGAAGAAGGCGAAGAAGCAGCUGGAGCACUAAACUAUAUCGAUCCUGAUGCAGAUGAGAAGGACGUAAAUCUUAACAUUCCAAAGAAGUUCAACGACAUUUUACUGAUUGGCGAAAAUAUAAUUGAAAAUAAUCACAAUCUUACCGACGAAAACCUAUUGUUGCUUAAUUCGGAUCAAGAGUCAACAAGUGGAGAAGAAGAUAAUACCAUUAUGGAAUGUGAAGAAUUCGAUAAGUUAAAUCCUAAUUUUUUGUUAUAUAAGGCAUCAGGUGGUCACAAUUUGCCCGUGAUGUGUCAAGCGUUAGCAUUAGGAGCAGACAAAAAUUGGUGUAACCCAGACGAGUUAGAUAGGACUGCAUUGCAUGCGGCGAUCCUUUCCGGAUCGGUAAUGUCCUGCGAGUUUUUGAUACUCAACGGUAGUAAUAUUAACGCGGCAGACCGAAAUGGAUUUACGGCGCUUCACCUAGCCACAGAGAAUAGUUGUACAGCUCAGGCUUACUUACUCCUUAAACAUAAAGCCAAAUACGACAUACUAGCAAAAAAUGGUAAACUACCAAUUGAUAUCGCGGUAGAAAAAACCGAUGCUGAUAUUGUAACACUCUUACGGUUGGCGCAGUUAAAUGAUGAAAUCGGCCCCGGAGAAGAUGGUGACAACUAUUCCGGAGGCGAUUCUACAUAUGCAGCUGUAAUGAAUGAUUUCUCUCAUUUCACUAGUAUUCAGCCUCAGCGAUUGCAGCGAAACCGCAAUGCUGGUGCUACACAAGCAGUGGAAACAACUACAGCCGAUUGUAGCCUUAGCUCACUUGCUUCAUCUUCUACAGGUAGUACCACAACGGGCAUUGCGCCUGCAGCUGUAGAAACUGUGGUUCCUGAUCUCGAGGAAAAAAAGAAAUAGGUGAAUUAUUCGAAUUUGCUGGCGAGUAUCAAUGAUAUCUAUGUGCUUCCGUUUUACAUGAUGAGAGAAUACUUAGAGAAGCUUCUGUACUUACUUCCAAUCGUUUAGAAUGAUGAAAAAUGUGAUAUGUAAUAACAACGAAAAGGUGAAACAUAAUUUCUCAUCGUCAGCCAUAGUGUUAAAAAGUUUUAAUAGGAAACUUAGUAAUUCUGCUGAAUAUCAUCAAUAUAUUUUACCAUAUAGAAAAUAGCAGCAUUUUUGAAAGAAUACUUGUCUAUUUUAAUACCUUGGAAGAAUGUUAAUUAAAGUUUAUUUUUAUACCACUAGAAUGGUAAACUGCGAUGUAGAAAAGGGAACAAUAGGUUUAAUGAAAAAAUUGGAAAAAUGUAAUGACAAUUAGCAAAUCAUUUUAUUCGAAAUAGCUAUUUAAAAUGGCAAAUUGAAUCAUGAAAACUAAGCAAUGGUACCAUUUCCAAAUUAUGCUAUUGAUGUAGCAAAAAAUAACUAUUGCAGAAGCUCGAGAAAAGCCUGUGCGUGUUCUCACUCUCUUCAAAAUAGGAACCUAAUCAUUCCACUAUAUAUUUAUGUUUUUUAUUGAUGCAUGAAAAUUCGACAUUUUUAUCAAUCCUAAGUUAAACGAAAAUUAAUUAUACACGCAACUCUAUUAACUUUAAUUAUAAAAACAAUCAAGCAUAUAAGGAAAAUUUUAAUUUUUUCUAUAUAGGUAUAUAAAUAAAAAAAAAUGUUCGAAAGUUAAAAUUCUCUACUCUGAGGGAACUGCUUAUGCAGAUUUUCAAUUGCCGGUCCAUAUUUAAAAAGAAGAAAAUAGGACGUUUACGGUAUUAGUUAAGUAUUAGUUUAUACUUAUUUUAAAUCCUGUAAUCUCCUUGAAAAUUAUAAUAGAAUAUGUAUGAUCGAUAGAUACCUAUCGGAUUCACAGCAACCACAUUACCCAACGAGCACAUCUUGCUUUAGGAAUUUAUGUCAUGACAGGACAAGGCUUCAAUUAGUUUUCUUAAAAUUACGAGUACAAUUAACUUUCGCUCAUUGCCCACUUUGUGAAAAACUUUCGUUAAUUGGGCUGAGCUGUCAAAGGUAAAGAUACAUCGAUUGUUUUUUUUAAAUUGUGAAGAAAAUGUUCAACAAAGUAUUCAUCAAACAACCAUAGUGAAACGUAGUGGUAUUUAAUUUUCUUGUUGUUGACGAUUAUUCAUAAAUUGCUUAGUAAUUGAACCAUCAAAUUUUAGGACAAUGGGAAUAUGGGCAUUUUUGGUUACUUGAUCGUUAGGUUAAAAAUGUUUAACGAAUAGCAUGAUUCAUUAUUUGGUUUAAUCAAUUUUCAUGUGUCCUGUUUACAUUAUUUACUAUAUUUUAAAUAAUUCAGUAAUUCGAUUUCAAUUCAUUUCAAUUUGAAUCAAUAAUUCAAAAGAAAACAUGGGCUGUCCGAAAUGACGUUUGGCUUCGUUUUACAUGGGAAUAAUACAAAGUAUAUGGCAAUGAAGCCGAUUGGUGUACCAAUCGAACUGCAAGCUCUAUACCAUGGUAUGCACCACAGACAAACAGACGAGACACUCGCGUUAAUUCCAUCGUCCAAUCAAAAACCACUCAAAAAAGCAUGUUUCGCAACAUGGACACAUCGCGACGCGCGAGUGUUGCUUCGAGUUUUCAGUAUAAAACCAUACAAAUGUAAAAACCCUACAGCAUAAAACCCUGCAAAGGCAAGUUACUCCGCAACACGCAUCAUAACAAAGGGUGUUAGCACAGACAAACAGACAUAACACUCGUUUUCCAUUCUUCGUACCGAUUAAACCGUCAUUUCAAAUUCGGGUUUAGCUGGGAAUGUCUCCGUUUUGGUCAAAGUGGCGCUUUUUGACGAAAGAAGUGGAACUCCCCAUAAAAAUACUUGCUAUUUCGAUGGGUACCCAUAUUGCUAUUUGAUAUUUGGGAAUGUCGAUCAUAGUUGGUGCUAGUGUUCAGGCUAAAUGUGAGGUACGAUAAUUUUUGAUGAUUUUUCUUAUAAGAGUUAUGUCUGUUUGCCUGUGGUGUUAGUGUGCAAGCAAAAUGGGUAGGACGAUGGUUUUUAAAGGAUUUUCUUUUAUGUAUCAUGUCAGUUCGUCAGUGUUAUAGAGCUUUACUGUAACCCAAUUAACGGGAGCCCGAAUAAAACAUAGUUCACUUAAAGAUCACCCAACGAGCGCAAGUUGACUGUACUGGAGUGUCUAGAGCUUCAUUUAAUUCAAAUGUACGAAAAGAUUUUGAUAAAAGGAUACAUAAAAUGAUGUGAUGUCUGAUGUUAUUGGUCUGCCGUUUUGUUAUUACUUGAAAAUAUAUGCAUUGUUCUAUUAAUAUUGUUGGUUGCGGCGAUCAUUAUGUUAAAAAUACAGAAUCAAACCACGAAGCAUCAUAUAAAUAAAUAUAUUAUA